AUGGGGAAAAAGAAAAAUAAUAAAGCAAAGGAAGUCAAAGAGUUUGUUAUGGAAGGUCUCAAGGAAAUUGCUGAAGAAGUCAUUCAAGAAAAACAAGACAAAAGCAAAGGAAAAUCAAAUGUUAUGAAAAAUUCUGAAGACAAUAAUACAGGAAAGCAGGGGAAGAAGGUUUUUGAAGAAAAUAAUGUAGAUGAGAAAAAGAUACUGAAGGCCAAGAAGCAAAAAAAUCAAGAAAAAGAAACAGGAGAGUCUAAAAGCAAAGAGCAAAAUGUAGAGGAAGAGAAAGAAGCAGAAACCAAUGAAGACUCUGAAAAUGAAGAAAGCAAUGAAAUUGAAGAAAAGAUAUUAAGGGUGUUUCUGUUGAAAAAGAGAAUAAAGGAAACCAAAGAGGAGGAUACUCAUAAUAAUCAAGUUGAAGUAGAUGUUACCAAGGUUGUUGCAAAGGAUACUAUAGAUGAAGCUGAGGGAAACAAAGACAAGAAUCCUGAGACUGAUCUAAAAAUUCAAUAUUCAUCAACCUCUUUAAUUCAUCCUAUUUUAUUGCAAGAGGAAAGGGAAGAGGAAGGACAAGGGGAAAAGGGAGAUAAUAUGUUGAUACAAAAGGAUCGUUUGAUUGUCAUCCUCUAA
This is a messenger RNA of Impatiens glandulifera, 627 nucleotides long. Its product is annotated as nucleolar protein 12-like. The record is from RefSeq and is a predicted model, not a curated record. The transcript has 5 exons. The coding region runs from base 1 to 627 and encodes 208 amino acids. Lineage: Eukaryota; Viridiplantae; Streptophyta; Magnoliopsida; Ericales; Balsaminaceae.